Messenger RNA from Cladocopium goreaui, 1263 nucleotides. NCBI's taxonomy places the organism in Eukaryota, Dinophyceae, Suessiales, Symbiodiniaceae. The record is from the annotation of a GenBank genome assembly.
CUCAAACGGGUUCUGUGUGGAUGCCAUCUACUGCUGCCUCGAAAUUGUGAUCACGCCUACCAUGCAGCCAUGGGUCGUUGCCAUGGCUUUGGCGACCCUGAUGUGCUUUACCUCAACCUGCUACUUUUUUCAGAUCCCCGAGGAGAUUCGCAAGAAAGAAAGUUCCCAGGCAGCUGCGCUGGGCAUUUGGGGCCCUCCCGAUGCAGAGUUCAAUUGGUGCGAAGAGGACUAUCAGCUGUCUGAGUGGAUUGCAGAGCCCGUGAACACAGCCUCCUGCGUCGCCAUGAUUUUGCUGCCGCUCCUGUUUUUGGCCACGCAUGAGGCAACUGGGGAUGUGGUCACCAUUGCCUGCAUGGAAGUUGUGAUUGCAAUUGGCAGCAUGCUAUUCCAUGCAACUCUGCGGUAUUCGAUGCAGUUGGCAGAUGAAAUUCCAAUGAUUUGGUAUGUAGCUGCUGUUGUUUGCAGCUGCUUGAAACGCCUCAAGGGACUCAACGUCCACUUCUGGGCUUACGGUUGGGUUGCCAUUCUCAGCAUCGUGAUUAUAGCAACAGAACAACAUUCAUUGCUUCAUGAGAUUUUCCGUGGGCUUAUGACCCUCUCUUUCAGCAGUGGCCUCGUGGUGAUAGGCUGGGGCAUCUCUGCCAUGGCUUCGCGGCUGGCGGCUCGGGAAGACAAGGGCCGACGUGCUGGCAAAGCAGCAGCGAGAGUCCUGCAAGCAGCUUUGCUGAUGUUUGCCCUCUCAGUCGUCAGUUGGCUCCUCGACAACUAUCACUGCACCAGACUACGCCAUUUGCCAGGUGGCAUCCCUUAUCCACAUCUACAUACUUGGUGGCAUGUAUUCAUUGCCGUGACACUGCAUUGCAUAAUGGUUUUGCUGCACAUGGAUUCAUAUCGGCAUUCUGCUCACCUGGAUUUGCGCUUCCUGGCUGGUCUUCCCGUGGUGCAUGCUUGAGACACUUGCGCCACGGUAUACUUCUUCCGGGCAUUCAAAGUCCUGCGAGCACAUUGGAGUCGCUCUUGGAGCAUCCAGAGCGGCCGAGAGAUUCUCAGUGGAAAAGGACCCCCUCUACAAAGCUGGGCAAGUCACAGGCAAGUCCGGUCAUUUGGACCCAUCUCGCAGCAAAAAGUGCGGCAAGAUGGUGAUUUAUCCUCUCUAGGUGUGCUAUGUUUGGGUCGGGCCAGGAAACCAGCUGCUGAUUGACUGAUUGGAGGAUGGCAACGACCUGCGGCCGACGGCUGUUGGAUCCUUUUUGGCACCGCAAG